Molecule: messenger RNA, 2190 nt
Organism: Rhodofomes roseus
Lineage: Eukaryota; Fungi; Basidiomycota; Agaricomycetes; Polyporales; Fomitopsidaceae
Exons: 6
Coding region: 1-2190 (729 amino acids)
Source: RefSeq, a predicted model, not a curated record
AUGUCUUCCCCAGUUGCAUCGUCCGUCGUGGCUAGCCUCCAGGCAACGCCAACGAAGUCCUCGACCAGCAGGAAGGACGAUCAUAUCGAACAGCAUCGCUCGAACGCAAUAGAAAACACAACGACCGUGGGGCAAGACCCUCUCUCGUCGUCGCCGCCGCAGUCUGAAAGACGCUCCCCAUCGUACGCUGAAAUGGCGGCCAAGGCUCCGUUCCCUAUGCGAAGCUUGAAGUCGGUUACAACGUAUUCCGAGAACAUCGCUCCAGAGCCACAGCCACAGUCCCCGACCCCACCCACAAACACCACCGCCACCGUCUUUGACGACAGCGAGCCGGAGGGCGGAGAGUGGAAGGUCGCCGGUAAGAACAAAAAGAAGAAGGCCGUGAGCGCAAUGAAGUUCAAGAAAUCCAAGAAAGUCGUCGUUGAAACUCCGUCCCGCACGACACCUGCGACCAGCAAUGAGUCUCGUAAGAGAAGGAGGACCGUGCACGACCUCGGGAACGACGAUGAGCCCACGGUCACUGCUAUCCAGCAAGAGCCCUCGCGCAAGGCGGGCACGAGUAAUGAAACAAUGGACAUCGACUUCGCCAUCGCCUCCGAGGAUGACUACACCGACCUCCCCGAUCUGCUCCCCGUCGACGAUGACGACGACGACGACGACGAGGAAUACAAUGACAACGACGAUGAGCACGACCAGGUGACGCCGACGAACGCACCCUCGAACACCUCCUCGAGGUCGGUCCUUGACGGCCGCGAAGAGCGCAAUGGACACAUGCAGUUUGUCUACCGCGGCGAGACGUUCCCCUUCCCGAUCCCGCCGUCCUCCUCCCCUCUGAACGCCCUGCCUCAGACGCCGCCCCCGCAUCAGCGAGGACGUAGCUCCCGCAGCCAGCACACUGGCGCCACGCAGGCAGCCCCGGUGAAAGGCAACCUGUGGGCGUACGACAGCGACGACGCCCUCGCGUCCCCAGCCCCUCGAUCACACAAAUCAAGCCGGCUAUCUGACAUCCUCAUGCCUGACGCCUCGCCCGCACGACCCACGUCUUCACAGUCCCGCCGCCGCCGCCCUAAAAAGCGAGCAAAUAGGCGUCGUCUUAGCAACCUGGCCCGUAAAGCUCGCGGAGCCUCGUCUUCAGCCUCUGCGUCUCCCACCUCCUCAGACGACGAGAGGAUCCCCUUCGACGCUGAGAAUCUGGACCCUGACGUUACGGUCCCACCACGCAGCCUGUGGCGUAAGCCGCAAGGCGACCGUCCCGACUGGAAGGCGCGCGGUAUGGCCACCACGCAGAAAGAAGCAUGGGACGAGAUUGACGAAACGCAGGCGGUCGUUGCCAUCCAAAUCCCGAACCAUGGCACGGAGGAACCCGGCCUAGACGAGCGCAUCGCCGCCAUGACGAACGCCUUCGUACGCGACCUCCGCAUUCCUAACGUCGCUUUCAUCCCCGCGUACUCUCUGGAAGGCUUCCAUGGCCCCAACAAAGAGCCCCACUGGUACCUCGCGCGCGGCAUGUCCCUUCUGAUCUGCAUCGCGCUCGUGCGUAUGGGGUGGCUUAACUCCUCUACGGUGACUCUUAACUUCGACUUUUGGCGCGACACCAACCCGCUUCUAUGCGGCAUGUGGCGACUCAUCCACCGCUUCGGCGCGCAGUCGAAAGAUGAGUAUCUCAAACUCGUCCGACGCGAGCUGCUGAGCUCCGAGCUCUACUGCGUAAUGAUGCACGUCAUCGCCAAAGACGUCGCGCGAGGGGGCUUCUGGGAGGGCUUCUCGCCUGACGAGGCCCUCAACAUGAUUCUUAACUCUGUUGAUGUCGACAUCAUCCCAGCGCGCACGGUAGGGAACGCAGUCGAGCCCGUCGCAGUCCUGCAUGUCACUCCCCCGACAGCCGACCGAAAGGACUGGCUGCGAUUCUGCGACAUGCUGCGCAAGCAUGGCUUUGGAUCGUCGGAGACAGGACACCCUGUCGCCUUCACAGGUCGUCUCUGCAAGCGCAGGCCCCCCUCGCACAGCAGCAGCAAAAUGGCGGGGCUCUCGGAGGCCGAGGACGCGGCCGUGGACUUGGCCGCGGACUACCUCGUGGCCGCGGAGGUCCGAUGCGAGGAGGACGUGGAUACUGAAACCGUCAAGGGUAUGUCUACGCUCGUCUUCGUACAUAUCUCUCUCUUCGCCUACUGCUCCGUAACGAUGUCCUAA